UUAUGCAUUUUUGUUUUUUAUUGCUGUCGCACAAACAGGACCAUUGGUGGCAACUUCACCAUAUUUGCUGCAUUAGCAAGAACGGACGUGUGGCUCUACCAAACAGGCGUCAUGUUUGACUUCCCCAGACCCACCAUGCCAAAUAUGGUCAGCAUAGCGGGUCACAUGGCUGAUGAAGUCAAGCCGCUCAGUGAGGAUCUGGAAAAGUUCAUGCAGAGCUCAGGAGAUGCCGGGGUGGUGAUAGUGACGUUCGGCUCCAUGAUAGCGGCUAUGCCCGCAGAGUUAGCCGACAUGCUGGCCGCUGCUUUUGCCCGCCUGCCGCAGAAGGUCGUAUGGCGAUACGCCGGGACACCUCCGCCAAGUCUGGGGACCAACACCAGGACCAUGGACUGGGUGCCUCAAAGCGACUUACUGGCUCAUCCCAAGACCAAGGCGUUUGUAUCACACUGUGGUUAUAACGGCAUAUCAGAGGCCAUGUACCACGGGGUACCGCUGAUCGGCAUGCCUCUGUUCGGGGACCAACACGACAACAUCGCCCGGGUGGUGGCCCGCGGGAUGGCGGUAACUCUGGACAUCCACGCCGUCACGUCAGAGGAGGUUUACCAGACCAUCACUACAGUUAUUUCUGAUCCCAAGUUCAAGGAGAAAGCCAAGUACGUCUCCACCAUCAGUCGUGACCAACCACAGUCACCCAUGGAGCGGGCAAUAUGGUGGAUAGAACACGUGAUCAAACAUGGCGGCCUCCCUCAUCUCAAGUCGAGGGCAGUCGAACUGCCCUUCUACCAGUACUAUCUGUUGGACGUCCUGGCUCUGAUUGUGACAGUUAUAGCCGUGAUAUUGUUGGUUGUCUGGAAGUGUUGUUUGUGUGCAUGUGGUAUCUGUAAGAGGGGUGGAAACCACAUCAAACAGAAAACAAUGUAGCAAGUUUAAACUUGUAAUUUCCAACACAAGAAUUUGGACUCACCCAAAUUUUCGACUGUACAACUUUAGUCUUUGUCAAGGAAUGAGCA
Branchiostoma belcheri (Belcher's lancelet) is the source of this 1010-nucleotide messenger RNA. Its product is annotated as UDP-glucuronosyltransferase 2C1-like. The transcript has 4 exons. NCBI's taxonomy places the organism in Eukaryota, Metazoa, Chordata, Leptocardii, Amphioxiformes, Branchiostomatidae. The annotation marks the transcript as partial. Gene Ontology annotation, molecular function: UDP-glycosyltransferase activity. The record is from RefSeq and is a predicted model, not a curated record.